Liolophura sinensis is the source of this 4971-nucleotide messenger RNA. RefSeq lists its product as uncharacterized. The coding region runs from base 135 to 2597 and encodes 820 amino acids. Gene Ontology annotation, cellular component: kinetochore. NCBI's taxonomy places the organism in Eukaryota, Metazoa, Mollusca, Polyplacophora, Chitonida, Chitonidae. Gene Ontology annotation, molecular function: protein heterodimerization activity; DNA binding. Gene Ontology annotation, biological process: mitotic cell cycle; chromosome segregation; kinetochore assembly. The record is from RefSeq and is a predicted model, not a curated record. The transcript is spliced from 11 exons.
CCCCAUGAUUUGGCGCUCGCUUUGAAAUAUGUCACUUCAAAUGUCGUGCUUUUGGUGAGUCCAGCGCAGGAGGAAGGAAGACGUAAAUUGUGGCUGAUAUAUGUAUGUUUCAGGACAUUUAAAAGACUGUCAAAAUGGCAGAUGACUCUACAAUUACACCUCGCACACUGAUCAAAGAUCUUCUGGAGGCCAAGGUUACCCAGAAUGCAGUCUCAGCCCAACGCCGACGAUCAUUGCGACAGUCUUCGUCAACACAAAACACUAAGCCUGUGUUGGAAAACCCUGUACCACAACCUUCGACCUCUAGAAAGAACAAGCGACGGAGUUCAUUCUCUGAUGUGACCCCCAGAAGUGCGAUUCAGAAAUUUCUGGAAACUCACGAGACUGCAAAACCGGAAACUCGCAAACGCAGACGAAUAGAAGAAACAGAGGUACGAGAAAGUGUGGGGGGUUAUGCCAGUCUGACCUCUCAGCGGCGCAGAUCAGCCAGGUUGCAGACGCCGGUGAUAGAGACACCUGGGAAAAACCUCACCCCCAGAACAGUUAUAGCAGGUUUUCUGAGGCAGGCUGUGUCUGAGACUCCUAUUCAGAGUCAGAGGGAGAGUGAUGGCCUCACCCUGCCUCCUAUUCCCCCAGAGCCACUGCUAAUUGUAGAGGACAGCCCAUUAAAUGUAACAGCCCACCAGAGACCCAGACGUUCCCCCAGGACAAUGACUUCUUAUGUGUCCCAGCACAGUGUCCAGUUUGACUUCACCCUGGGGAGCAUUGUAGAGUUAGAGGAUGAGAAAGAGGUGAUCCCUGAAUCACAGCCCCAGGCAUCCCCUGAGAGAGAGCAGACCCAGGGUGGGGCAUGGAGGAGUGGGUCUGUGCGAGACACAGAGUCUUCGACACCCAGAAGUGGGCCACACAUAACAGCCACAUCAAGGUCAGGCAGCAGCGGCAGCAGUGGCACACAUCGGCGGAAGUCACUGCGCAGUAGUAGGCACAGGAGCGCAGACAGAACGUCUGUGGACAGCGUCAGUGCUGGCAUGGUGCAUCAUGAUGAUAGCGCAUCAGCUUCAGACGGUCAGUGGGAGCCAACUGCAGUCAGUGACUUGAACAGCCACAACCGGCUGAACAUCGCCUCCAGCAUGGGCAGCCCUGGAAAACCGCGGCACAGUGGUCGGCCGGGUUCACCUGACCUCUCAUAUCCAGAACGGUCUGCACCAGAGGAGGAGACAGGACGGAGAGACCACAGACGAAAGUCCGCUUUCAGUGAGGGAGCAGAGCUGUCUCUCAGUCAUGACGACAAUGAUGUCCAAGGUGUGCAGAGCGCUGCAGGGAUCCUUCAGAGCAAGGAGGGUGAGGACAGUGUGUCUCAGCCUGAUGGUGGAAGUGAGGCCCCUGAGGUCCACACAUCGGCUCAGGCAAGUCACAGAGACAGGCAAAGUCACAGCCGGUGUUUGACAGACGAUGUAGACAAGGAUAUGAAAUCUGUGAAAGAAAGGGUAAACAAUUCUGCAGGUCCUGAAGAGGUGAGCAGUGAAGAAAACAUUGAUCUUCACAUAAGUGAUAACAGCAGUGAUAAGGACAGGGAUAAUGUGGAAGGAGAUGAUGAGAUUGAAGAUGUUGAAAACCAAGUUGAUGAUGUUGAGAGGGCUAUAGAUGAAGGCAAAGAACAAGUUGCUGAUGGUGAUAAUGACAUUGAAGGUGGUGAAGAGGAUGUUAAUGAUGGUGGUAAUGAGACUGUUAGCGUUGCCCCAGAACAUGUUAAGCAGACUGAGAAUCGUGAGACUGUGAGUGAAGACAGUGGCACUGACAGACACGUGAUAUAUGGCCACAGUGUGAACACAUCAAUGCAGGCCAGGCCACUAGCCAAGGACAUCACUGCAGUGAUCAGUCAGGAAGGGGUUGUACAGGAUGUACAGCAUGACCUGUCAGUGUUAAGGGAUUCCCAGUCAAGACUGGGGGAUUCCCCAGCGGGACCUGGUGAUUCCCUCUCCACAGAAGACAUGAACAGCAGACUUGGGGACUCUGUUGCAAUGGCCAACCUUUCUGUCGCCUCUGGGGAAAAUUCUGGAGAAGAAGCUACCCCGUCUCACAGGGUCCAGAAAUAUGUUCAAGUGAAAACCCCAAAUACUGUGAGGAAUACGACCGUGGGGAAAAUGCUGACGCCAAUGUCAGUCUCGAGACUGGCCGGAAACAUGAACUCUGCGCCCAAACCUGUGACCACAGGCAAACAGAAAAUAACAAAACCCAAACCAAGACCUGAGAAGAAAACAAAAAUGAUCGGCAAACUGCGAAUGCCAGCAAGUCUGACUAAGGGAAUUUUCUCCCAUUUUUUGAAGUCCAACAUUUCCAAGGAUGUCCUAAAUGAAGUUGAAAAGAUUGCUGACAAGUAUUGGACCAAUGUGACCAGUGACCUUGGAGCAUUCGCUGAUCAUGCGGGCAGAGUGACGGUCACAGAGGAGGACGUAGAACUUCUGAUGAAGAGACAAGGCUUUGCCACAGGCAGGAGGUCUAUGUACACGUUGGUGGAGCAGUAUUUACCUCUGGAGUACAAGCAGGAGAUUGUUCCCAUGGCCAGAGCUGGUAACGUUCUCUACCCACGCCACUGAUUGAUAUCACAGCAAAGAUGUACAUGUGCAACACACAGACAGUCAGAUGGACACCAGAUGGACACCAGACAAACAAUAUCUAGAUGGACAGUGGACAGGCAAUAUCCAGAUGGACAGUGGACAGGCAAUAUCCAUAUGGACAGCAGAAAAUAAUCUUCAAAUGGAGACCAGACAGAUAAUCACCAGAUUGACACCAGACAAACAAUCUCCAGAUGAACACCAGGCAAACAAUCUCCAGAUGGACACCAGACAAACAAAAUUCAGGUGAACAGCAGGCAGACAAUAUGCAGAUGGACAGAAGAGAAUGAUCUCCAUAUGGACACCAGACAAACAAUAUCCAGGUGGACUUUGGACAAACAAUAUCCAGAUGGACACCAGACAAACAAUUUCCAGAUGGACACCAGAUAAACACUAUCCAGGUGGACACCAGACAAACAGUAUCCAGAUGGACACGAAACAAACAGUAUCCAGAUGAACAUCAGAUAAGCAAAAUCCAGAUGAACAGCAGACAAACAAUAUCCGGAUGGAUAGCAGAGGAUAAUCUCCAGAUGGAAACCAGACAAAUAAUCUCCCGAUGGACACCAGGCAAACAAUCUCCAGAUGGACACCAGACAAACAAUUUCCAGAUGGGCACCAGACACCCAAUCACCAGAUGGACACAAUACAAAUAAUCUCCAGAUGGACACAUAUGGACAGUCUCCAGAUGAACACCAGACAGAUAAUCUCCAGAUGGACACCAGACAAACAGAAUUCAAAUGUCCCAUUACAUCAUUAAGCUUGGCAUUUUGCCACAUAUAUAUUUUGUUUAACAUUGCUGAAUAUUUUGAUAUCGUUUGUACCAAAAUGUUUAGAUUGAAUGCUGUUAUUAGCUGUGAAUGGUUGAAAGAAACAGAACCUCAAGUAGGUGGGCUUCAAUAAAAAAAGAGAGAUCUUCAAGUUUUUGAAAAACACAUUCUUAAUGCUUCUUGUAUGGACAUGAGAAUUUUGUCCAGUCAAACACGUUGCUAUCAGGUUGAGCGACCUAAGCUGUUUCUUGGAGUUGAAGGGCCAUUUCACCAAAUGUGGUGGGGCAGGUCUGUAUCACUGACGGACCAUUACAGACGUAAAAUCAGUUGAUUUACAAGCUGUAUAAUACUCAACGAUGGUAUCACAAAUUAUGUCAGACAGUAGCUUACCGUCUCGGCCCAAACCGCAUUCAUCUCCCGAAAUACAUUUUUAUCGUUCAUUUUAGGGUUUAAAAUCCUAUGAUAAAUUUUUUUUCAGAAAUUAUUAGAAUUGUAGAACUUUAAUUUUGCUCCUUCGUCCUUCUCGCAUACAAGUCAUGUUUCUUUUCUGCUUAGUUUUAUGAAACACAGUAAAAUGAUGGAAACGCUGUGUUCAACCGAGGUGCAACUGACGCCCGCGACUGGGUCAGCACUGCUCUAAUCUUAAAAGCCACCGCUGCAGAAUUGAAAUAUAAAAUCCAGUGACCGUCGAGUGUGUAGAUUACCCUCAGUGAUACUUAGAUUUAUUUCCAUUUGUUUCAGAAUUGAGUGAGUGCAAUAUAAGAUCCAGUAACCGUGGAAUGCGUAGAUCACUCUCAGUGAUACUUAGAUUUAUUUCCAUUUGUUUCAGAAUUGAGUGAGUGCAAUAUAAGAUCCAGUAACCGUGGAAUGCGUAGAUCUCUCUCAGUGAUACUUAGAUUUAUUUCCAUUUGUUUCAGAAUUGAGGAUGAAUCUAGUUGUACAACGAUCCUAUUGUAAUUUUGUAAACAUUUACUUGGGGUUGAAAUCACCAGCACAACCCCUCUGGAGCCUACGACAUGAACCAGGAUUAGCCCGGCCGUGCAUGUGCAGCUAGGCUAUUGAAAUAGGGUCACUGGAGUACCUUGUAGUAGGUCUGCUCUAUCAACAGUUCAAGCAGUGGAAGAAAUAUUCUUCGAGUAGGUCCCAUUGCCGAGAAAAGUAUAUUUAUCACUUGAGCCUUCAUCGCUGAUGUUCAAAACUUUUAUCUGCUAUCACUAAAUUUUACUGGGCUGGAAAAAUCUUUAAAAUAUUUUAAUGCCAGUUUAAGAUGCUUAGAAUGGUAGUCUUUCAGUGGACAUAAACAUUAGUCAGGCGCUGUCUUUCACUUUAAACUUCCAGAACUAUUUCAAGAGGGCUAAUUCAGUUAAAAGCAUAGAGUUUUGGGCAUGGUUUAAUCUUUUUUUAAGAGAAUUUACGUCUCAUUAUGCGUUCUUACAUUCUAUUUAAAAUGGCUACACUAACCUUUUCUAUUCCUGUAUUACAUGCUAUAUGUACCUAAACAAGAUAAGUAAGAUUAAAUGCAUGUGAAGUUUAAUAACAGUCUUUUGAAUCAUUGCACUGCGCGAGACAUUCUGCCAAGCAACGUGUGG